Clonostachys solani is the source of this 1328-nucleotide messenger RNA. NCBI's taxonomy places the organism in Eukaryota, Fungi, Ascomycota, Sordariomycetes, Hypocreales, Bionectriaceae. The record is from the annotation of a GenBank genome assembly.
AUGCUUGGAGCCUUUUUUGGAGCUGGCUAUAGGGAUUGGUGGUUCAGCUAUAUUAACAAUAUUGCGCAUGUUCCUGUGUUUGAUAACCACUGGCUUGUGCGGCAAUCUGUGGCGAAAGUAUUCGAGAAGGGCUUCAUCAAAUUAGAUCGCCUGCAACCUUCAAUGAUCGAGGUAAGCUAUAACCUCCAGAAAUCAAGAUUUUACCCUUUCAACUGAUUGUUCAAUCCCUGCGCAGUACGAACUCAAAGGUGUUGCUGUUGGCCCUGAGGAGCUGCGGCUUAAAAUUGAUGGACCCUACCCUCUACUUGGCGACCAUUCUCGUUCCAGGACUCCUACCGUAGAUGCUCGCUUCAUCGGCACACACGCCAGGUUUUCCCGCAGUAUACGCCUUCUCGACAUUGCGUCUACUUUUGCCGCGGCCGAGCCACUGCCGGACCCGGGGAAAGCUAUCGCACUCUCGGGAGCCCCACGAUUCACCGGCAGCCUGUUGGAGAGGAUUUUUGGUUCCAAUCCCAUCGCAGCCGUGUUCUUUUCUGUUUGGCGUCUAAUACCUGGGAGGGCUCGUAGCGCUGCUUACAAAACAUUACGAAACUUUGGCGAGCUCUUGUAUGGACGUACAGAAGCUAAUGUUCAAAGAUUGCCCUUUGGGCUUUUUCUGAAAGCUCAUGGGGACCCUGCGGAAUGUCGCAAUGAAGUGACGGCGCUUACUAUGGUUCACCAGCGGACUGUGAUACCAACACCAAGAGUGUUGGAUGUGGUUUACGGGUCAGGAGAUUGGGACUCAAAAGAUUCAGACUCGUACCUCCUCAUGACACAGUUGCGCGGGAUGUCAAUGUAUCGGUGCAUUGAAGUUAUUUCUGACAACGACCUCGCUCAUAUCCGUCAUCAUCUGGGGUUGUUCCUAUCUCAACUCCGAAGCAUACCCAAAAUUCAUCGUACUGGCGUGACUAUUAGUGACACGCUAGGGGAAGCCUGCAAGGAUUCGCGCAUUCGAGGUGGACAGCAUGUUGGCCCCUUUGAGGAUGAAGCGGCCUUUAGCCAAUAUCUCAUGUUCCCCGAUGAUCCAGCUCGUCGAGGCCACAAUAUUCACUUUACACAUUCGGACCUCAACCCACGGAACAUUUUGGUGGAUCGAAUUGCAACGCGAGGUGGUGGUCACCGUUGGAUAGUGACUGGGAUCGUAGACUGGGAGUUUGCUGGUUUUUACCCAGAGUAUUGGGAGUUUACGAAAGCCAUGUUUGAGCGCUUUCGCUGGCCACGGCGAUACAACGAAUUCGUCAAAUCGACGUUUCAGCAGCUGGGGGAUUACUCUGCGGAGUUUGAACUAG